GACCCCUCCCCCUUUUUGCUACCAACCCUCCCCCUGUCCUCCUCCUCCACUAACCGCCCGAGAUGUCUGCAGCUCUCCCACGGUUGGAAUGGACGACAGCGUGUUUCUGCUCUAAAAACCCAUCUGUUUAUGGAGAUGCGAUGAAAUAAUCAGGCGGUGUGAGCUAUGAUCAGAGCCGAGGAGCAGGGCGAGAGAAAUCUGGAUCAGAACUAUCCAUCUGGGGGAGGAAGAUGAGGAUCAUAAUGAAGGCUCUGAUGAAAACAGCGUUAGUGUUUGUUCACUGGGCGCUCCAGUAUGCUGUUUGCCGUGAUGUGACUCUUCCCACUGGACCUCUCUUCCGUGUGGCCGGGUUCCCCCUAUCACUCCCUUGUCAGGUGUUUGCAUACGAAGGUUCACGGACGCAGGACUUCGAAUGGUUCCUGUACAGAGACAACGCCGGCGGAAUGCAGAUGGGCGUAGUGUCCACCAGGGACCCAGGGCUUUCGUACGCACCGUUUAGUUCCAGAGUGAGGAACGGGGAGGUGAGGGUGGAGAGGGAUUCAGGGGACAAGGUGCGACUGGUGAUCCAGAGGCUUCGGGCUGAGGACCAGGGGAAAUAUGAAUGUUACACCCCAAGCACAGACAGCAAAUAUCUGGGGAAUUACAGCGCUUCAGUCACUGUCAAAGUAAUUCCAGACACACUCCAGAUCAGCUACAAGCGCUCGCUGACGGGCCAACCCGUACCAGAGGGGGCUGAAUUAACCCUGACCUGCUUGGCCAGCAUCCAGUCAGAGCAGCUCACCCACCUGUCCAUCACAUUUGGGAAGCGAGACGGCGAAGAUGCUUCGGGGGAUGGAACCAAAGGUGAGGUUAGAGAGAUCAUCUCUAUCGACAAGCUUCUGGGGGUCAUUCCCGGGCAGCUCUACAAGACUCGCUAUGAUGAUGGAGAGAUCACGCUGGAGAAGAGAAACGGAGAGGGUGGGCAGGGGGUGUACGUGAUGAAGAUGAUGGCGGUGCAGCCUGAAGACUCAGGCUCGUACUUCUGCGAGGCUUCGCAGUGGAUUCGGGACCCAGAUCGGUCGUGGCAGAAGAUCGCUCAGAGGACGCUGGAUAUCGGCAACCUGACUGUUCAGCAGCUAGCAAAGUCUCUGAGUGUGACAUCUUCACCCCAAGGGAACGUGACCCUCCAGAUCGGUUCUCCUCUCAUCCUGACCUGUGAGGUGUUGGGUCUGCCAUCUGAAGUCAGCUCGGGUCUGCAGGUCCAGUGGAUGAAAAGGGGAUCUAUAAGCAGCGAUACACUUGGCAAUGGAGUUGAGGUUGAGGUGGCCCGGAUGAGACCAGAUGGGAUUGUUAGCUGGGGGGAUGAUCUCAGCAGAGCCAGUGGUGGCUCCAUGGAGAAAGUGGCAGAGAGAAAAUACUCUCUCAAGCUGUUCUCGGCCCGGCCCCUUGACUCAGGGGUGUAUCGGUGUGUGGUGAGUGUGUACGCUAGCAGGAACUACCUUAAUCCCUCAAUGCCGGCAAUGCUCACCCAGAGGUCAGAGGACGUCACCGUCAACCUGAAGACAAAAGAUGUCUUUGUUUCGGCUGUAGCUGAGCUUCCCCGCGGCCCUCUGUUGAAACCUGGCAGCACCAUCUCCUUAAUCUGCAACACCACCAUCAAGACCACAGGUCCCACUCAGGCUCAGGUCCAAUGGUUUCGUUGGCCACUCCCUAAGCUGGUUACCAAAGCGCAUGUAGACCCACUAGACCCUCCAGGUGAAAAGGAUCCCACGCUCAUUGCCGCUCUAAUGUACAGCGGCAUUGUGAACAUCUACGUCAACAACAGCGAGAUCAGCGUGGACCGGCUGUCAGCUGACAGCUACAGACUGAGGGUGCACAUGGCAUCGAUAGAGGACCAGGGCCUGUACGUAUGUCACAGUGAGGCCUGGGGGCAAGACCCACAUGGAGGCUGGUACAACACCGGGUCCAAAGCACAGUCAAAUGCAGUGACUGUUUACCUGUAUUCCAGAGCUACCGAUCUCCUCCUCAUCCCCCUGGUGGUCGGAGUCUCAUCAGCUUUGUUUGUGGGCAUCGUCAUCAUCGCAGCUGUGACCUGCUGCUUCAUGAAGCGGCUGGCGAGACAGCGCACUCAGAAAUAAAAAAAAGUGUCUAAACUGCCACCGGCCAUCUGGAAACUGAUGGGGGGUUUUUUCAACUGAAAAAGGAAUUGCAGAAGACAUAAUGAAAGAGGAAAAAGUACCAGGAGAAAGGACUUGAGGACAAAAUGAAGCGAGAAGCGACUUUGUGUUUAGGUUUAGACGUUUCACGGUAAAUGCCAAAAAAGGUCUUUUUUAAUUGUUUCAACAAUGUUAGAUGGUUUGCGAUUCACCGAUGGCACAGGUUUUGUCUCAGCUUGAGGUUUCAGGUGGAAAAGAAAUAUUUUUGUUACUUGUUUUUCAUCCUAACCACACGUCCCGUAAUCCCUCCCUCCAUUUUGUUAAUGUGACUUUUCUAUACAGCCGACUAUUUUCUUAAAUGUUACAUGUUGAUGCUUUAUUUCCAUACAAAGCUGGAGGUGUAGGCCACUAAAAAGGUACCACUGGCGCAGGUUCCCUUCUGCAGUCACACUUCUGUUUCACAGUUGCUCCUUCCUCGAAUCGAGUUAUUUAGGUGAAAACAGUGAAGUGCAUGGUGUUUGUCACCCAGACUCAGACUCAAACACCCCCCCUCCUGCAGGCUGGUGCAGCUCUGCAUGUUAACUCUGUCUGAGUUAAUGAGGAAGAGGUUGGGAUCCCUUUAGAACAAAUGUUCAUUUUAUGCAUUUCUCACCAUUGUUGCUUCAUUUUACUUACAGAUGAUGUUUUUUUAGAGGAAAAAUUGCACUGAGCAAUAAAAUUUUCAGACCUGAUUUAUUUUCUUUUGCAUUGUAAGUGCUCUAGCACCAUUUAGUUUGUCUAACUUGUGUUUAACAUUCUGCUGCAGUCUCUGCUCCUUUUUUAACACUUGGACCAAAAAGGCAAACUGGGAUCCAGAGAAAGCCCUUUGGUGUCCUUUUACGUGGUUAUCCAUCUGAAAAUUCAUUCUGUGGUUGUUUUUUUUUUUUUUUUUUUUGUUCUUGUUUGUUGGAUUAAAACUUCCUCUGGUGCUGUCUAGUGGCGACGAUAAAAAGGCAGCUCUGUGACAAACAUCUUGUUAAUGCAGUAAACAUAAACAUGCACUGACAAACAGGACUGUGUUGUUUCAUGUUUGUGUUGUUUAAUGGAAAUGUGUCCCAGAAGUCAGGCUUUGUUUUCCUGCUGCACCCAUAUGCAUGGACGUGUUAGUGAGGUCUCUUUAUGGUCAUCAUCAUCAUCAUCCUGUGGUUCAGGCUUCUUACUGAUGCUGCCAGGACUUGUUAUGACUAGAGCUCCCUCUGGAAGCCCACAGAACUCGGUUGGAGAGAUCUGUGCACUUAAGCUGGAUGAAAUAUAUCCUCCUCUUCCUGUUGAAAGAAAAUUUCAGGGUUCAUCCACGGACUUUCUGUCUCUCUUUCUCUCAUUUGGAGUCCUCCUAAAUCUCCUCAUCGUCCUUAGUUGUGCUCUCAAACCCUGAUUAUCCCAGACUUUUGUUCUUUUCUUGCUUUUUGAGCAUCAUUUGCCACACACACACACAUGCACUCUGCAGCUGCAGAAGCAGCCGCUACAGGCUGGAAUUUCAGAUAACGGUGAGCGAGUAUCUGCAUGUUCAUCUCUAAUCCGUGUUUAUGGCUGCACAGAAUCCCGCAGCCCUUCCCCCACCUUGUAUGUGGCUCACAUACAAUUCAUUUCCAUCUUAGAGAAUUACAUCAGUGAACGGUUUAGGCAAACUGCAUGCAGAAUAUUAAAAAUAAUCAUGUUUGUACCACAAGGGGAUACCCUUUCACCAAAGUGUUUUUUUUUAAUUAUUGUUUACUCAAGCUAAAGUACCGUUGUUCCUGAAUGCAUCAUACUGCCACUGAAAAAUCUUCAUUAGAGCAGGUUGUUGCUCAAUUUUGUUACUUAUGGUGCUUCAACAAACCUGCCGGCUGAUAAAACCAAUAAACCACUCUGGAGUUUUA
Nothobranchius furzeri (turquoise killifish) is the source of this 4033-nucleotide messenger RNA. The record is from RefSeq and is a predicted model, not a curated record. Lineage: Eukaryota; Metazoa; Chordata; Actinopteri; Cyprinodontiformes; Nothobranchiidae.